AUGACUUUUAGAGCAGCUAAUCCGAACACUAAGAUAACCAAAGAAAACCUUUAUGUGCCGAAUAUAACCUCUGAGUAAGCUUUCGUGAAGGGUGUUGAAUAUGCCGUAGAAUUGAUUGUACUAUAUGGACUAAUUGGAGCUCUCGGUUUUUAUGAGAUUCAGAAAUCAGUUAAAGCUUCAAAGAAACUUGAAAAGCAAUUUAAGACAUUUGAUUCAUAUCAUCAAGAAGAGGUAACCAAAACUAAUCAACUUCAAAGCUAGGUUGAUAUAUUGCAAAAAGAAUUAAAUGAGCUUAGAAGUAGUUUAGCUGAUGCUAAAAAGAGUUGA
Molecule: messenger RNA, 327 nt
Organism: Stylonychia lemnae
Lineage: Eukaryota; Ciliophora; Spirotrichea; Sporadotrichida; Oxytrichidae
Source: the annotation of a GenBank genome assembly